CUCUCUCUCUCUCUGCCCCCCGCUCCCUCCUUCCCCCCCUCCCUCCCUUUCUGGACAAGCUCUGGAGCGUUCCCCUGCAAACGGGAUCGGGACGAAGAGAGGACGGAAGGAACAACAUCGGUCAGCCACAAGCACCCACUUCUUUGACACACAGGGAAGAAGAACAGCUACAACAAGGUGGCACAGGUGGGCCCCCCAUCUCGAAGACACAACCAAGUCUGCACGCGGUGGGAUGAUCGACCAUGGCUACGCUCGACCCUGUUAACCUGGCCGACCCUUCAAGCCCUCAAGUUGCGAGUGAAAACGGCGAGCGUAUCGCUGUUCUAGGUCAUGUUCGAGGCACACAUGCCCGACUGGCACGUGGCCGAGCAUCACCACCUGAACAGGAAGAUUCGCCCGAAAAUGAGCAAGGUCCGGUUUUGCGACGACAACAAUCAGCACCGUCGGGUGGUAUAAUCGAAAUGGCGCAGAGAUGGCCAUCGCCAAGGAGCGAUUCAUUCCCUGCAAGGGCGCCCGUUCACACGGUGGGCAGAGGACACGACGCCUCGGAGGCAAACAACAGGCCGGGCACGUUGACCGCCACACCCUGGCCUGGGAAAGAUUUCAGACUGAAGAAAGUUCUGCCGGACUCCGUGUACCUCUGGGCUUGCGGCGAGCGCGGCGAGGGAGACGCCCCAUAUCCCGUCUCGCGAUCCGAGGCUGUGGCAGCCUGGGUUGUCCUCAUCUCUCAAGCGGUGUGCUACGCUGGUCUAUGGGUUAUUACUGGAAAUCAGCCUCCCACCCAGAGCCAGACGUCUGCCAUUGACGAUGAUUUUUACGCUGAUAGGAGCCCCGAUUACUCCAUUUUGGCGAUUGCGGGCGCCAUGUACCUUCUGCUCACUAUUGUAGCCGCAGACUUGUGGGGUGGCUGUGCGCUCUGCUUGGAAGGGCUCGGCUCGGCGGACUUUGCUUGGUGUACCCGAAGGCGGGCCUUUGGCGUGUGUAUGCUGGGGACCUUCGUCGCUCUGAUCGGGGCUUCCAUUCGGGUCCUGUUCUACUCGUCAUUCGAGAAUAUGGAACUAGUUAUCGGAGCUGCUGCGGUUCUCUUCAUCGCGGAUGUGGUAAGCGGCCUAGGCGUUACAUAGCAUAGCACACACACUUUCGCAGAGAGCACGAUUUGAUUCAUUGUGACAGCCCACUGCUGUUGGCUUCAUACAAUGAACUGCUGCUGUUGUGUCUAGUUAAUCUACACGAGAAGAAUUGGCUCUACUUCCCGAAGUUUCUCGGUCAAGUAGGGAGCCGCGUGCAAGCUUCGACGAAUUUCUGUACCUGCUUCCUCCACAACACGCCCUUAUGGCGGCAUUGAAACCUGUUCGUAACAAUUGAUACUUCGUAGGACGAGAAGGUGAUAGUGGUGCUGAAGAACGUGAUGGGAAGAUGGCGUCUAUUCUGGGUGCUCGAGGCUAUUGGCUUGAGUUUCUUCCUUGCUAAGCUGCUGAUUGGGACAUUGAAACCACGGCUUUGCCAUCUAGUCUCUGUUCUAGCGAUUGUUCUGGCGGGUGGCGGGGAGGAGUCAAACCAUACCGGGAAAACCAAGCCAUCGUGUCGGGACGUUUGUGUCUAAGGAGCACAGCACUCACCGGACGUGACCUCGAACCACCAUACGCUCGCCAUGUUCACCCGCAUCUCGCGGGCUUGGAGGGGGGUUGGAAUGGUUAACCGGGUCGACCAUAGCCUAGGUUUAAAUCAGAGCCGGUAGGAAACGCAUGGAUGGCAGUCACUGUUUAGCUGACGAACGAAAAGCUGGAAGGGCAAGCCUUGAACGCUUGAUGCGUGGAGAGUCAUCCGGCGAUGAACCCAAAAUGGGAUACAUAGUCACGUGUCGUGACAAGCGGUGAGAGACUCACGGUACGAGAAUUUGAUGUUUGAUGUAGGAACAACUAUCAGCCAGAAGCUACGAUGUCAAUCGAAAGAGGUAUAAUGUAACUAUGUACAUGGCCCCAUGAUGUGAACAUUAGUCUACAUGCAUCUUUAUGAAAUCAUCCUCAGGUGCUAUCCACUGGAAGAUGGUCCCCGUGCCUUCCUCUGCUCUUACCGGACAUGCUACAGUAGGUCACGAACACAGAUAGGCAUGCAUAGAAGAAACCAGAACGAGGAACACGACGUUGCGUUUCAAAAGUUGCGAAGUAAAACCGGGGAAAGUCAAGCUGUCUCAUACCAUGCACGAUUUUCCCGCAGCGUGCAGACUUGUUGUUGUGUCUUCGAGGUAUGGGACCCACCUGCGCCACCUUUCUUUCAAGGCGAAGCGGAUACAGGGAAAGCAUAGUUUGUGUGUGAGCAACGGUAUGUAGGCGUGUCUGUCAAUCCACAGGGGUUCAGCCGCUUACGAUGCUACGCUCAAAGGGUAAUGAUGCUGUUUGCGAAGAAUGUGGCCUUCUUCAUGUAUGUUGUGGCGCCGAGUCUGUCGUGUAUGGGUUUGUUUACGUGAUUUUUUUGAGAUAAUUAUGAUCGGGAGCUUUCUGUGCGCCGUUUGCUGACCGAUAUGAAGGUCUCUGGUGAUAGAUUGGUGUGUAACAAAAUAUGCUGCUCGGUUACGCGAACGACAUGUCGUGUCCCCAAAAGUGAAAAAUAGAAAGUAUUAUGCACAAAAACUGCAAAAUAUCAUCGAUAUCAUUGACGCCCCGGAAUAUAAGAUUCGUCGGCUCUUCGGCGUUACCCCCGGAGAUAAGUGUCCCGGCACUUUUGACGUGAGUGAUUGGAGGGGGGGCGUACUCUUAUGUUUUGCAUGUCUUAGCGAUUAGACCAUUGACCACGCGUCCUCGAGAGGACGGAGCAUUGUUCCCACAGGACCGAUCACCGAUGGCCAAUCGUUCCUUUCUACUUUGCCAAAGGUGGCUCAAAAGUGUCUUCCCUAGUCUGUCUAUCCUAACGAUAUCCCUUCCCGCCUUUUCAACCCACCUCCUAUGCCCCAGUACAGCUACCGUCCUUUCCUCUCUAUUCCAUGCCUCAAACAUCUCCCUGUACGUUCCAUCUAUUUUUCCCAGCUCAGUCACGUACACUUCCCUCUCCUUCUUGUACAACGGACAUUCCGCGACUACAUGAACACGGUCUUCGCAUUCGAAGCCGCAAUCACAUUUGAACUCGUCGUCUUCCUCGUCUACCGUCCUAUGUCUUCGUCGACGUUCUCGAAAGCCUGUGUCCCCGGUCCUGAAUUUGACCUUAAGCUUUGUUCCUGCAUCCAUUGGUCCAUGUAGGUAGUCCUUGAACCCUAUUCCUUCCUUCAACAUUCCGUACACUUCUAGACCCUCCUUAUCCUUGGAUUCUUUCCUCAGAUUCUGUUCUUCUCUCUCGGCACAAGCAACAGAUAUCUUCUCCUUGAACCCCUGUAGACCCUCCGUUUCCAGCGUUUCAUCUUCGUCGAUGUCGAGCCCCUUCCAUACGUCCUCUACAACCUUGACCCAUUCCGUGGGUUGUCUACCCCUCUUUUUGUUUGCCCACUUCGCCUCCCAUACAAUUCUCGGCAACCUCUCCUCUCCCAUCCCGCACAUGCGAUACUGCCAGGUCAGCUUCCUCGCGUCUCUUCCCGACCGUAGGGAUUGGAUCCCCAAUUCUGCCCUGACGGCUGCAUUACUUGUGCGCCUGGAGCAUCCUAGGAUGGUUUUCGCUGCUUUCAUCUGCGCCGCCUCGAGUUCUUUCACUACCUUCUUAUUUCCUUCCCAUACUUCUCCGGCGUACUCUAGCGGCGGUACGAUUACGCUCUUCAAAACCGUCAAUUUGAUGCGUGUAUCGAGGUGCCGGUUUGCGAGUAUUGGAUGCAGCUUCCCUGCUCGUGAUUUGCCCUUUUCCGCUACCUUGGACAUGUGUGCAUUCCACGAGCAGUCUUUUGCGAUCUCUACUCCAAGGUAUGUGUACUGGUCCACUACUGCAAUCUCCUCGAUCCCCCACUUCCAUCUAUGUUCUACUGGUUCCUCCUUGUUCUCGUUGCAUACCAUGACGGCACUCUUCUGAACGUUGGCAGACAAUCUCCACUUAUCAGUAAACUUCUUCGCCGCGUCAAUUUGCAGUUGCAGUCCCUCAGGGGUGUCCGACAUACCGACAAAAUCAUCCGCAAACAGCAUUCCUCAAACCGACGUUUCCGUGUUCCCUACUAGUCUUUUACUCCCUUCCGGACUGCCUCUACGACUUCCAACAGAUCGUUGAUGAACACCUGGAACAAUGUUGGGGACAGCGUGCAACCUUGUGGGACCCCCUGCUCAAUGUCGAAGAAUUUGGACAGUUCUCCGUCUAGCAUGACCGCGCUUUUCGUACACUCUGUCAUCUGCUUCAGCACUCUCCACAUUUUCCCCUUGAUCCCGUAUUUGGACAGUUGUUUCCACAACCCAUUUCCCCAUACGGUGUCGUAUGCCUUUUUCACGUCCAGGAAGAAGCAGUACGUCGGCUUUCCCGCCCUCUUUCUACCUUGGAUGAUUCUCCCUACUGUACCGUGAAUACGUGGUCCACGCACCCCCUCUUCCUGCGGAAACCUG
Messenger RNA from Ectocarpus sp. CCAP 1310/34, 4505 nucleotides. NCBI's taxonomy places the organism in Eukaryota, Phaeophyceae, Ectocarpales, Ectocarpaceae. The record is from the annotation of a GenBank genome assembly.